AUGGCAAAGGUGACAGCAUAUAUUGCUUUUUGCAUUUAUUGCGGUAUGAAUAUGAACCAUGUCGUAAGAGCCGGACAAGUCACUAAAGGAGCGAUUAUUACAGAUGAUGCAGCUGACAAGUUAUGGGACGAUGGCCAAUCAAUAGGGGCAAUACAAUUAGAAGAAACAACGGUGACGAACUGUGAUAUGAUGGAAGAUGGAAGGCUCUUUGUUUUGGAGUGGAAUCCGAUGCUUUUCGUGAGAAACGCUCUUGACAUCAUAAAGUGA
Molecule: messenger RNA, 267 nt
Organism: Loa loa (African eye worm)
Lineage: Eukaryota; Metazoa; Nematoda; Chromadorea; Rhabditida; Onchocercidae
Exons: 3
Coding region: 1-267 (88 amino acids)
Source: RefSeq, a predicted model, not a curated record